CACACUGAAAUUUGAUGAUUUGAGGCUUUGAGCUCUGUGACUUCGUCUUCUGCUUCUUCUUCUUAUUCUUCGAUUUCUGUGCCCGUUCGUGUUUGCUUGAUGAUUGCAGCUUCACUGGGUGUGGAGUGUGCUGUUUGAUGCCUCUGAUGAAUGCCUAUACGAUUCCAUUCCCGACGAGCUGCCUCACCUUCCUCCUCCUCGCUUCCAGGUCCUUUUGCGAUUGGAGUACAGAAAAGGAGGCAACAUUGGCCAUCAUUAAACCAGAUGGAGUACUCGGCAACCAUACUGAUGCAAUCAAGGCGACCAUUCUUCAGUCGGGGUUUAAGAUCUCACGAGAGAAGAUCAUUCAGCUAGAUAAAGAUAGUGCGUCGAGCUUUUAUGCUGAGCACUCCACCAAGAGGUUCUUUGAUAGCCUCGUCAAGUACGUGACCAGUGGCCCUGUUUUGGUUAUGGUUUUGGAGAAAGAGAAUGCUAUUUCUGACUGGCGAGCUUUGAUUGGACCAACAGAUGGAAGCAAAGCUAAGAUCACUCAUCCUAAUAGUAUCAGAGCUAUGUGCGGAACUGAUGUAGAAAAGAACUGCAUCCAUGGUUCAGAUUCUCCUCAAUCAGCGCAGCGAGAGAUAUCCUUCUUCUUCGACACAUCAACGAGCAGGGGAGAUAUACAACACGAUGAACUUUAGAUUGGAUGUACAAAAGCAUAGUCCUUUUGCGCAUGAAAUGACUGCUCUGCAACUACUCGGAAAGUUAUGAAGGCACAAAAAAUGGGACGACAAGAGUCAUGGAUGAAUCUAGGCAUAGCCUUUGUCAUUCCUGUGUGCAGCUUAAUUUUUGAUGUCCGGAGUUAUGUCGAUUUAGUGAAUCUCUCGGACUUGGCCUCUUAUCGAAUUAACUUAUUUUGCCCCAGCCAAUCGUCUAGAGUAAGUUGCAAAACGAGAGAGAAAAGCAAAAGGAACAAGAGUUCGGAGUUAAGAUUGUAAUCUUAUGUGCGUAUAUCACAUAUGAACUGAACAAUUCAUCUCAGUGAAAACUGCUUGUUUGUCCUCAA
Molecule: messenger RNA, 1045 nt
Organism: Punica granatum (pomegranate)
Lineage: Eukaryota; Viridiplantae; Streptophyta; Magnoliopsida; Myrtales; Lythraceae
Source: RefSeq, a predicted model, not a curated record